UUAUUGACCAGGGACUACUCUAUCACCACUGUCAGCAAAGAUGACAACGGAAAGACAAUGAAUUGUUUGAGGUGUACGUCGUGGACUGACCCGCGAUGCGCUCCUGUUCCCUUGCCUCACACUGACCCUUAUUUACCUUCUCGCUUUAACGACACUGGCAAGAGACGCUGCCUUCCCUUCACAAGAAGCGUUGCAGAGGUGCAGGUUAACAAGAUGGGCAAGAGUGUGUUAGAACAAGUCAACAUGAACACAGCCUACCUAGACUUGUCCCAAAUCUACGGCAGCAACAAGUGCAGGGGCGACGAACUUCGUCUGCAUUCUGGUGGUAUGCUUAAGAGUAGUUAUUCAAGUAGGCUGACUCUCAGGCCAGCAAAUCAGUUUCCUGACUGCCGAUCUGAAAAUGGCAUGUGCUUCUUCUCUGGCGAUGACAGAGCAAAUGAGAACCCAGGAUUGACAGUGUUGCACUUUGUGUUUCAUCGGGAACACAACCGCCUGAGCAAGUCUUUACGCAAGAUGAACCCUCACUGGAGUGACGAGAGGCUUUAUCAAGUAAUUAAACGUGUUAUUGGGUCAAAAUGGGAAGCGGACGACUAA
Cherax quadricarinatus is the source of this 594-nucleotide messenger RNA. NCBI's taxonomy places the organism in Eukaryota, Metazoa, Arthropoda, Malacostraca, Decapoda, Parastacidae. The record is from RefSeq and is a predicted model, not a curated record.